UCAUCCUUCCACCCGCCAGUGCCAACAGCACUGGCUCAGGUUGACCGUGAAAAGAUCUACCAGUGGAUCAAUGAGCUGUCCAGCCCCGAGACACGGGAGAACGCGCUGCUGGAGCUGAGCAAGAAGCGUGAGUCUGUGCCUGACCUUGCCCCGAUGCUGUGGCACUCAUUUGGCACAAUCGCAGCGCUCCUGCAGGAAAUUGUAAAUAUUUAUCCAUCAAUCAACCCUCCGACUUUGACGGCCCAUCAGUCCAAUAGAGUCUGCAAUGCUUUAGCUCUACUACAGUGUGUUGCAUCACAUCCUGAAACAAGGUCAGCUUUUCUGGCAGCUCAUAUCCCUCUCUUCCUGUACCCCUUCUUGCACACAGUUAGCAAGACACGACCAUUUGAGUACCUGCGGCUCACGAGCCUUGGAGUGAUUGGGGCCUUGGUGAAAACUGAUGAACAAGAAGUGAUAAAUUUCUUAUUGACAACAGAAAUUAUCCCCCUGUGCUUACGCAUUAUGGAGUCUGGCAGUGAACUCUCCAAAACGGUUGCUACGUUUAUUCUUCAGAAAAUCCUCCUAGAUGACACAGGGCUGGCAUAUAUCUGUCAGACUUAUGAGCGGUUUUCACAUGUUGCCAUGAUACUGGGUAAAAUGGUCCUGCAGCUCUCCAAGGAGCCCUCGGCACGGCUACUGAAACAUGUCGUCCGCUGCUACCUUCGCCUUUCUGAUAAUCCCAGAUGUAGGGCACGUGAAGCUCUCAGGCAGUGCCUUCCUGACCAACUGAAGGACACCACCUUCGCCCAGGUCCUGAAGGACGACACCACCACAAAGCGCUGGCUGGCUCAGCUUGUCAAGAACCUGCAAGAGGGUCAAGUCACUGACCCACGGGGCAUCCCUCUUCCUCCGCAAUGACUGCUGGGGGAGGUGGGGGACCGGGGAAGAAACAGCUCAGGUUUACAGAGAACCAGAAACAGGUGACCUCUUCCGCAACAAACUGGGCACGCCAGCUGGCUGCCGGCCUGUCGGACCAUCCCACCCAACCAAGGGGCUGCUCUGUAGCAAUGCAGCAUGCCUCUGGGGAUCACAACACCAGCAAAUGCUGAUACUACAGCUUAAAAAGAAAAA
Molecule: messenger RNA, 1110 nt
Organism: Athene cunicularia (burrowing owl)
Lineage: Eukaryota; Metazoa; Chordata; Aves; Strigiformes; Strigidae
Gene: CNOT9
Product: CCR4-NOT transcription complex subunit 9
Exons: 8
Coding region: 154-897 (247 amino acids)
Biological process (GO): negative regulation of translation; mRNA catabolic process
Cellular component (GO): CCR4-NOT core complex; CCR4-NOT complex; P-body
Source: RefSeq, a predicted model, not a curated record